Molecule: messenger RNA, 1098 nt
Organism: Guillardia theta CCMP2712
Lineage: Eukaryota; Cryptophyceae; Pyrenomonadales; Geminigeraceae
Exons: 8
Coding region: 1-1098 (365 amino acids)
Source: RefSeq, a predicted model, not a curated record
AUGAAGGCGUCCAAUAUGAGAAAACAGCCUCUUUCGAGUCUGAUGAUGAAUGGUGAUCCGCAAUGGUGGCAAGGCAAAGCACUUCACAUCGACCCUGGGACUGGUGAAUACGUAGAACCUUAUAUCAUAAGAAACUAUGUCCUCGAUGUGGUAGAGGUGGAGCGAGAGACUGCAGUUGAAAGAUUCAUCGGUGAACAGAACGAAAUGCUGAACCUCGAGCCCGUUGCGCAUGAGACUACGAUCCGACCUGAUGAUGAUUUUGAUGCGACCAUUGACGGGUUCUAUUCAAGAGACAUAUCCAUGACGUCGGUUCCAGACUAUCACAACUUGGCAGGACUAGUUAUCGACAUGUCUAUCCCAAUCAAUGACGAUGAAAGGGUUCGAUGCAACGUAAUCUACGACAAACACUACGUUCUAUCGAGGAUCAUUCUGUUCGAGGAGCGUAGGAUGAAAUUGCCUCAGAAAGGCCCAAUUGGAUUUGGCACGCAAGCGCAGAAGAAGUCAGGGGAAACCAUUUCAGCGGUGAAAACCCAGAAAGCAAAAACUGAGCAGACUCGGCCGCCGUUGCAAUUUCUCGACAUAGUCGGCUCUUUUGCGGGCGAUGCUUCCAGCAGAAGGAGUUGGAGACUUGGAGGUGGAUUUCUAAACUUCAGAUCUAGAGGAAGCAUUCUAUGGGAUGGUGAUUCCAGGGUUCGAAGAGAAACUGAAAUGGUGGAUCAACAUAUGAAAGCAUCAAGGACAGUAGUCUGGGGAGAAAUGAAAGAUGAAUACUCAAAGGUGUUGGAGUUUGAUGGCGGUGAUAGAAUGGUACUCCUUCCAAGCGGUUGUUGGGUGACAGUUCCUGUCAUGCUGACCGACAAAGAAGGAAAUACCAUUGAACCCAUGACGGUUUUGGACACAUUGAGUGCAGAAACACAGCAGAGUGCGUAUUCAAAGGUCAAAUUACAAUCAAACAACUCCUUUGGUAACAACCUGACUGCGGAAUUUGGUUGCAAUCAAGCUGGGUCCUUCGGGCGCCGGAGAACCUGGCGCCUCUAUGGCGAAGAUGGAAGAGUGAACAGUUGUGCCAUUGCUACAGAAAGCCUGGAGAAGAAGUAA